AUGCCUCUUGUUCUCCCCAGCUUCUCACUCAAGACGAUCGAUGAUGGGCGGUACCGUUUCCUCGACCUCCUUGGCUCCGGCGCGUACGGCGUUGUCUACCGCGCCGUAGAGCGUGUCCCCGAAGAUUCCAGCCUCGUCAUUCGCGCGAUCAAGAUCAUGCCUGCUGUGGACCCGUUGUCGCACCCAGCGGUGUUGCAAACCCGCGAAACCAAGUUACAUGAGCUCGUCUCCAACGUGGAGAACGUCGUGACGCUGCAUCGCGUGAUACGCACCAAGGACCACGUAUUCAUCGUCAUGGACUACUUCGAAGGCGGCGACCUGUUCAACUUCAUUCACAAGCAUUCUCCGUUCGCGGGGAACACCGCAAGGCUCAAGCGGGUGUUCCUCCAGAUCAUCGACGGCGUCGCAGCCUGUCACAAGAGGGGCGUGUACCACCGCGACCUCAAGCCGGAGAACAUCAUGACAAACGCGUCGCUCUCCCGCGUAUGCAUCUCCGACUUCGGGCUCGCGACGAGCCGGAGGUCCAGUACGGCAUUCAACACCGGCAGCAAGCGCUACAUGUGUCCUGAAUGUGUCGACUGCUCCGACACCGACUACCCGUACGACACCCCCCGCGCCGACACCUGGGCUCUCGGCAUCAUCCUCCUCCACCUCGCAGUCCUCCGCGUCCCCUGGUACAAGGCGACGCUCACCGACGCGUCCUUCCGGCAGUACAUCACCGACCCGACCCACCUCCGGAACACGUUCCCGAUCUCGCCCGCACUCGACGCGCUCCUCCACCGCGUGUUCACCAUCGUCCCCGAGUCCGCGCUUUCGCUCGCCGAGUUCCGCGCGGCGGUCGAGGCCGUGGACACCUUCUGGAUGAGCCGCGCGGAGAUCGCG
This is a messenger RNA of Epithele typhae, 882 nucleotides long. Its product is annotated as kinase-like domain-containing protein. The record is from RefSeq and is a predicted model, not a curated record. Lineage: Eukaryota; Fungi; Basidiomycota; Agaricomycetes; Polyporales; Epitheliaceae. The annotation marks the transcript as partial. The transcript is spliced from 2 exons. Gene Ontology annotation, biological process: intracellular signal transduction; protein phosphorylation. Gene Ontology annotation, molecular function: ATP binding; protein serine/threonine kinase activity.